UUUUCUUAAUACUUCAGAUCACAAUAUUAAAAAACAGAAAACCAAGCUCUUAUGUCCCCCAUUAAAACACCUCCCAUGCUCUUCCCUCAUCAACUUCCCACCAUAUAUUUUCUUCUUCUCAGUCCUUCUUUCCUCCCUCUUUGUCUUUCUCUUCUUCGAUGAAGCUCGGCCGCCCAGAGGUCGUUAACGGUUGUCUUCUUCAACCACCUCAUUCUCAUGAACCUUGGGACUAUGAGCUCCCUACUUCUUCAACCUCCACCACUCCCAUCCUCCAUAACCAACCCUUCAACUUGCAAUGCAACGACUAUGCGUACUCGGUCGACCAUGUCAGUGACUUACAAGAAUCUAGCACCGAUGACACGGUGAGUGGCGAUGAAGUUUAUGUAGGAAAUGGAAGAAGUAAAGAUGUUGAUGAUCAUGGAUUAACUUUGAUCAGCCUCCUCUUUGAAUGCGGAGUUGCGAUUUCUGUUGACAAUCUUGUGGAGGCACACCGGAUGCUUCUCGAGCUCACUCAGAUGGCGUCGCCUUACGGUCAGUCGAGUGCGGAGCGUGUGGUCACAUACUUUGCAGCUGCCAUGGCUAGUAGAGUCAUAAACUCUAUAUUGGGGAUUUGCUCUCCUUUACUUAACUAUAAAAGCAUAAACAAUUCCUUCCAACUUUUCUACAACGUUUCACCAUUCAUCAAGUUUGCUCACUUGGCCUCAAACCAAACCAUACUUGAAUCUCUUUCGCAAUGUGACAUAGUUCAUAUCAUUGACCUUGACAUCAUGCAAGGCUUGCAAUGGCCUCCACUUCUACAAGCGCUUUCCAUGAGGAUGGAUAAUGGUUGCUCUCGUCACGUGAGGAUCACUGCCGUGGGCACCACCAUGGAGCUCCUACUUGACACAGGGAAGCAACUCUCCAACGUUGCUCGACACCUUGGAUUAUCUUUUGAGUACAACCCCAUUGCAGGAAAGGUAGGAAAGAUCGAUGUAUCGAUGUUGAAACUCCGACGCAAUGAGACAGUAGUCGUGAACUGGGUUCGACAUUGUCUUUACGAUGCUAUCGGAGCUGACUGGAAAACCAUUGGGCUAAUUCAACAAGUGGGACCUAAAGUUUUUGCAUUUGUGGAACAAGAUAUGUGCUAUGGAGGAGCAUUUCUAGAUCGUUUUGUUAGCUCUCUACAUUACUACUCUGCCAUUUUUGACUCUCUUGGAGCUUGUCUAAGAAGUGAUGAUAGUAAUAGAAAUCAAGUGGAGCACAGCAUUUUGUACAGGGAGAUCAAUAACAUAUUGGCAAUUGGAGGGUCUUCAAGAAGUGGAGAGGAGAAGUUUAGGGAAUGGAGAAGUGAACUAAGAAAGUGUUUAAUUGAAGUUCCAAUGAGUGCAAACUCCAUGGCUCAAGCUUGGUUGAUGUUGAAUAUGCAUUCUAAUAACCAAGGGUUUAGCCUUGUUCAAGGGGAAGGUGGGACACUAAAGCUUAGAUGGAAAGAUACAAGUCUUUAUACUGCUUCUUCAUGGACUUGUUCCAAUGGGACAGUUGCCCUAAAUUAGAAAUUUAAUCCUUAAAUUUAAACAAGCUUUAGUUUUGGGUACGAUUAGGAUUUGUAUUUCUAUCAAGUUUUUGUUAUAAUAUUAUCAACAAAAAGCAAUUGUCAGCAAAA
Molecule: messenger RNA, 1642 nt
Organism: Cucumis sativus (cucumber)
Lineage: Eukaryota; Viridiplantae; Streptophyta; Magnoliopsida; Cucurbitales; Cucurbitaceae
Product: protein SCARECROW
Exons: 1
Coding region: 159-1532 (457 amino acids)
Biological process (GO): regulation of DNA-templated transcription
Cellular component (GO): nucleus
Molecular function (GO): DNA-binding transcription factor activity; sequence-specific DNA binding
Source: RefSeq, a predicted model, not a curated record